GCUGGCUGUAAGAAGAAAAUAUGCCAAAUGUUAUAAUUUGCAUUGUACCGUUAUGAUUUUGUUUGGAACUCGAAUUUUAUCGUUGAAAAAAAUGCCCCCAGACAUUGACGACAGUGAGAUCAAUGAUGUUAGAUUUAGGCAGUCAGAUAUAUUUUUCCCAAGCAAUGAUAAUAAACUUAAUUGGCCAAGGAUUGCAUGAAUCAAGUUCUGCAGGAGCUGAUAUAAGCUUUUACAUAGGAUGUAGCCUGACAUGCUAUCUGGAUAAAAGUGAACAGUUACCUCAUCAGGAUCCAGGCUAAGCUUCAAACAGCAGACAUUCAAGUUUUACCAUACUUUUUUAAUUUGUCUCUUUCCUCAAUGAAUACAAUUAGAGCCCACAAUUGGAUGCCAUUUAAGUACCUACAUUAGUUACAUGGUACCAUGUAUUGUUUCUAUAAUGUUUUAAAGUUGUUAUAUACUCACAAAUACGUUUGUCUGCUAAUGCUUAAUUUUUUGUAUAAUUUUCUAUGUUAAAAACAACCAGGUUUAGACCUAAAAAUUCUUCCUCUCCUAUUAAGAUACUAAAUAAUAGCAAUAGUCUAAGAGAUUGGCUUACAGAAGUAUACAAUAGAAUACUACCUACCUACUUUGGCACUUGUAGGAGCUUCUCCCCUUUCAGAGCUGGAAGUACUUAAAUAUGAUCAAGCUUCCGUUCUCCCUUCACUUCGUCAUUUGUUUUGUCAUGGAAAUUGAGACGCAGCAUACACUUUAUACGGUGUAUUCUAUGCUGACUAAUAAUUUAUACAUUGCAUGUAUGACAUAGAUGAAAAAUCUUCUUCAGCAACCCACAUAAUAUGUUGACGUAUACCUAUAUAUGAGGUGAUCUUAUAAAAAUAGUACAGAUUAAUGCUAUAACAUUCAAUUAUACUUCUUCUAAGCUUGGCCUCAAGAAUCUCUUAUUAGUUGUGGCGUCAUUAGUUUAAGCAAGAAGCAUGUGAAAUGAAAAUGAUACGAGCUCUCUAUAGCAUGAGUAGAAAGUGACCCGCCUUUUUUAGAAGAAAAAAGGGUUACCCAACAGUGCAACUUGCACAAACUAUCAACUCUACUACUCUCUCCUUUCAUUUAAGAGAGCCAUCUCCCAAUUCAAAUAUCAUUAUUUUCCCUUGUAGUGGUUCUGUAUGUAUUCAACAUGAUUUCUUAUGCUACCUUCACCUUCAUUAAGAGAUACUAGUUAAGUCGGGGAGAAAUGUCGAAAGAAUAGCAAAGCUGUGCAAAAUAUGAUGAUAAAAUUUAGAAAGCUUCCUGCUUCAGCAUGUAAAACUUUAUGGAAGAUGGGCAGAGAGGACCCGAGAAGAGUCAUUCAUGGCUUAAAGGUUGCAGCUGCUUUGACAAUAGUAUCAUUCCUAUAUCUUUUAGAGCCUUUGUUCGAAGGAUUCGGUAAAAAUGCAAUGUUAGCCUUCAUGACUGUUGUCGUUGUUCUUGAGUUUACUGCAGGUGCAACUCUGUGCAAGGGAUUUAACAGAGGAUUAGGGACACUUUGUGCUUCCUCGUUAGCUUUCUUCAUAGAAUUUGUUGCAGAAAAAACUGGACAAAAGUGCCGUGCUGCUUUUGUAGGAGCAUCUGUCUUUGUAAUAGGGUUUAUGGCAACAUAUUUACGAUUUGUCCCAUACAUAAAGAAAAACUGCGAUUAUGGGGUGUUGAUCUUUUUGCUAACCUUCAUUUUGAUAACGCUAUCAAGUUACCGUGUUGAAAAUGUUCUCAACAUAGUACGAGAGCGCCUCUACACCAUUGGCAUUGGUUGUAGCAUUUGCCUGCUCAUGAGCCUCUUGAUUUUGCCAAAUUGGUCUGGUGAAGAUCUUCAUAGUUCAACAGUCUGCAAGCUUGAGCAGUUAGCAAGGUCAAUUGAAGCUUGUGUCAGUGAUUAUUUCAAAGACAAAGAUAUAGGAGUAAAAGAAGAGGAAGCAGAGACAUCCAGAAAUUUAUUAUACAGGGGUUACAGGGAAGUCCUGGAUUCUAAAUCAAGUGACGAAACUCUUGCACAUUUUGCUAGCUGGGAGCCGAGGUUCUCAAGAAACUGUCAUAAAUAUCCAUGGCACUUAUAUGUGAAACUUGGGGGUGUUCUUAGACGAUUUGGAUAUGUUGCGGUAGCUCUUCAUGGAUGUUUAGAAUCAGAAAUCCAGACACCAAGAUCAAUUCGUUACAUCUUCCAAGAUCCAUGCACCCAGGUAGCCACAGAAGUGACAAAGGCUCUCACAGAGUUAGCUACAAGUCUAAAGAAUCGUCGUCGUUUUUGUCCUGAUAUGCUCUCAGAUCACCUACACAAAGCACUACAGGACCUUGACACUGCCAUAAAAUCCCAACCAAGGCUCUUCCUAGGCUCCAAGAGUGCAAAUAACAUGCUUGUUAAUUGGAAGAACGAUAAAGAAACAUCCCCAAGGGUUACAUUACCUUCAGUUAAGAGUGACAUUUCAGCAAUACUAUCAGAACUGAGGCAUAAGAAAAUAGCAAAACGUUCGAAAGAUUCAGAGGAGAGGAAGCAACUGAGACCGACACCGAGUAAGCUAGCAAUCAAGAGUCUUGAGUUCUCAGAGGCUCUCCCCUUUGCAUCCUUUGCUUCAUUGCUUGUGGAGAUGGUAGCAAGAUUGGAUCUUGUUAUUGAACAGGUUGAAGAAUUGGGCAACGCUGCAAAUUUCAAAGAGUUCCAAGGGAAAGAUGAUGUUGUAAUCGAUAUGAGUGGUAAAGAGAAUGGCAGAGAAAUUCAGAAUCAGACUACGGUAGGGGAGUGAGGAGAAGAGGAGAAUCAACUGUUGUCUGUUGCAUUAAUUAUAGUGAUGUACAACUUGAAUGAGAAGGAACAUAUAUGGUCGUAAUAUUGCUCGUCUAAGAAAAAUAUUUGGAUUUUUCUCCACACAAUCCUGCAAGCUCUAGCUUUGACGAAUUCUUCUUAUCAUCAAAUAAGAAGAAAUCCAACCAAGCAAAAGCUCUUUCUGUUGCACAUUAUUUUGAUCAUUGUUAUUUCCCAAAAUACAAAACUACUAUAAUUCCAAUACUAUGCUCCUUAUAUUCUAACCAAUGGGCAUCGUAGAUUACUGAUCAAUAGCCACUGAAAAUUUUAAGGAAAUACCGCAUGUAUACUGCAGAAGAGAAAAACAUUCAAAAAUGUUAUAAAUCCAUAAGCAACAAAGUUGUAAAAGACACACCACCAGGUAGUGACAAGAGAGCAUGAAACCUCUAAAUUGUCAUGUAUGUUGUGAGAUCUAACGCUUUUCUAUGUAUCAGUUUGCAUAUAAAGAAAGAGUUUCAAACUUUCAUCAGGAAGCGAGAAAAUAAAUAUUAGAUCUCCUCCAAUGAGUAUGCCAG
Molecule: messenger RNA, 3339 nt
Organism: Asparagus officinalis (garden asparagus)
Lineage: Eukaryota; Viridiplantae; Streptophyta; Magnoliopsida; Asparagales; Asparagaceae
Product: aluminum-activated malate transporter 12-like
Exons: 6
Coding region: 1257-2765 (502 amino acids)
Biological process (GO): malate transport
Cellular component (GO): plant-type vacuole membrane
Source: RefSeq, a predicted model, not a curated record